This is a messenger RNA of Scomber scombrus (Atlantic mackerel), 3116 nucleotides long. It is a transcript of the gene tbc1d16, whose product is annotated as TBC1 domain family, member 16. Gene Ontology annotation, molecular function: GTPase activator activity. Gene Ontology annotation, cellular component: early endosome. The transcript has 13 exons. Lineage: Eukaryota; Metazoa; Chordata; Actinopteri; Scombriformes; Scombridae. Bases 169 to 2427 code for a protein of 752 amino acids. The record is from RefSeq and is a predicted model, not a curated record. Gene Ontology annotation, biological process: activation of GTPase activity.
GCAAACAGGACCAAACUGUUCCUAACAACGGUGCUAAAUCCAGCCGAGAGGAGGUGAAGCGUUGCCCGUUAAGUGCUGCUCGGUGAGUGAGCUGGAUGUCCGACACGGGCUGUAGCCUCCUGCGGCGGGACUGAAGAGGAUGGGCCCAGUGUCCCGGUUUAUGAGGAGAUGUCUCUGGGUCGGCUCCUGCGGCGUGCCUCCUCCAAGGCCUCCGACCUCCUGACCUUUAACCCUGGGGCGGGGGGCUCGUCAUUACGCUCAGGCCUGGAUGGGGAGAUCAUCUUCUCCAAAAAUAAUGUUUGCGUGCACCCUGCAGAGCCCCUGCCUGGCCUGGCAGAGCACCACCCAGGCUACCUUUGUUUGCACAUGGAGAAGGAUGAGAGCCUGGGCACCACUCUGAUUCUGACUUGGGUGCCCAACUCCCGCAUUCAGCGGCAGGAUGAGGAGGCACUGCGCUACAUCACGCCCGAGAGCUCCCCAGUACGCAGGAACGCACGCCGCCGAGGCAGACGACCUCACUCCCGUCCCCCAGUGGCCCGAGAGGAAGAUGAAGAUGAGGAGAGGAACAAUACCAGCAGUACCUCUGUGGAGAACCACAGCCUUGUGGUAGAAGCUGGAUCAGAUGCCUCCUCGCACCAGCAGCAGCUGCCCUCAGCUGGAGAGGAGGGCGAUGAAGGCUCCUGUGAGCUGUCAGACGAAGUGAGCCGUGACAGCACAAUGGGGUCAGACUCCGACACUUUCUCCUCUCCCUUCUGCCUGUCCCCCGUCAGCGAGGCCCUCUGUGAGAGCAGUGGCUCUGUCUUCUUGGACAAUGAAAGCAGGGAGCUGUGCGAGGAGUCCAUGACCCAAUCUGUAUGCUCCGCCUCCAGCCUGGACAGCCACGUCCCGUCCGAGAGCGGCGGCCAGUCGCAUGGCACGCGGUGGGAGGAGCAGCAGAAGGUGUUGGCUCUGGAGCAGUUGUGCGGAGUUUUCAGGGUGGACCUGGGUCACAUGAGGUCGCUGAGACUCUUCUUCAGUGAUGAGGCGUGUACCAGUGGCCAGCUGGUGAUAGCCAGCAGAGAGAGCCAAUAUAAAAUCCUCCACUUCCAUCACGCUGGCCUGGAUAAGCUGGCUGAGGUCUUCCAACAGUGGAAGUGCUGCAGGGAAACUCAGCCUAAAGACCAGGUGUCAGAUGAGAAAUCCUGCAUGCAGUUUUCUAUCCAGAGGCCCACCCUACCUUCAGCUGAGACCCACCCGGAGGAGAGGCUUUAUCGGAGGUUGGAUGUCACCACCUGGCUACGUCACCUCAACCACAGUGGACAGGUGGAGGAGGAGUACAAGCUACGCAAGGCCAUCUUCUUCGGUGGUAUUGACCCAUCCAUCCGUGGCGAGGUGUGGCCCUUCCUGCUGCACUACUACAGCUAUGACUCCAGCUCCCAGGAGAGGGAGGCCUGGAGACUGCAAAAACGCACCCACUAUCAGGACAUUCAGCAGAGGAGGUUGUCAAUGAGCCCCGAGGAGCACAGUGAGUUCUGGAGAAAGGUUCAGUUCACAGUGGAUAAAGACGUGGUGAGAACAGACCGCAGCAACCACUUCUUCAGAGGAGAGAAUAACCCCAAUGUAGAGAUCAUGAGGCGAGUUCUGCUCAACUAUGCAGUGUUUAAUCCUGACAUGGGCUACUGCCAGGGCAUGUCUGACCUGGUGGCCCCCCUGCUCACUGAGAUCCAGGAUGAAAGUGACACCUUCUGGUGCUUUGUCGGCCUUAUGGAGAACACAAUCUUCAUUAGCUCACCACGGGAUGAAGACAUGGAGAGGCAGCUGAUGUACCUGCGGGAGCUGCUGCGUCUCAUGCUGCCCCACUUCCACCAGCACCUGACCAGGCUGGGGGAGGACGGCCUCCAGCUACUCUUCUGCCACCGCUGGAUCCUGCUCUGCUUCAAAAGGGAGUUCCCCGACACUGAGGCUCUGCGCAUGUGGGAGGCAUGCUGGGCACACUAUCAGACGGACUACUUCCACCUGUUCCUGUGUGUGGCCAUCAUCGUUCUGUAUGGGGAAGAUGUGACAGACCAGCAACUCGCCACUGACCAAAUGUUGCUCCAUUUCAGCAACCUCUCCAUGCAUAUGAAUGGAGAACUGGUGCUACGCAAGGCCCGCAGCCUUCUCUACCAGUUCCGCCUCCUACCCAGGAUCCCAUGCAGCCUACAUGACCUCUGUAAACUGUGUGGCCCCGGGAUGUGGGACAGCCGCUACAUCCCCACUGUGGAGUGUUCUGGUGAACACCCGGACUCACAGAGCUGCCCCUAUGGAGGCACCUCCACCCCACAGCCCGCCUCGCUGUCCCCUUCAUCCACACCCUCGCCCUCACCAAACCCCACGCCCGAGCCUCCACCGGAGGGCAAGAGAGGCGCCAAAACCCGGGAUAUUUUCACCUUCCGGAAACAGUCCUGAGUUGGAGGUUGUGGAGAGCUUUUGCUGGUCUCGGCUCCUGUUAAUUCAGCAAGGUUUGGAUCCAUGAGCUCGAUUCCUGAACUAUUUGCUGCAGUUCUCCCUGCUUCUAGUUUGCAGUCACUAUCUUACUGAGGAUUUUAUGUCAUUUGAUCCUUUCAUGUGGUGCAAUGUGGAAUACUGCCUUACCAGAAUGUCAUUCGCGACGUUCAGUAUCUCAUGAAUCUGCGAUAAGGACGGUUUGCCGCUGGACGGGCUGGAGGUCAAGAAGCUGCUUUCCCUUUGAAGCAGAAUGGACAAUCACCAGCCACUAUAUUGGUUCUAGUCUGCUGCCGGCUUGGCAUACUUCAAGUGGGCUUUGUGGGCAGGGGUCACAUCAGGGUCUGAGGCAACUGGCCUGAAUUCGUGAAGACUGACCAAAGGAUUAAAUGAAACUGGGAAUUCAUUCACAGGACUUGAAGUUUUAAAUAUGUUCCUGUGCUCUCACAAUGGCAUAUUUGUGUGAAUAUCAAAUUAUAUGUGCAUAUCUUAUGUCUGAGCAGACAUUUUUAAAAUGAAAUCCAAACCCUUGGCGUUAACAAAGAAGGGUUCAACCUACAAAUAGGAAUAUAAUAAAUUACUGGUACUUUUUAAGUUGGUUUAAUUUCCUUUUCAAAGAAGUGAAUGUUUGCGUUUGUAUGAGCAGUUACAAA